UCAGUAAAACGAGGUCGGUGAAUCAUGUGAUUUCGUGGGGGUUAGGAAUAUUCGUCUGCUUUAUGCAAUAAUGUGACCGCUUGAUACAGCGUUAUCUACCCAAUGACACUCAAUACGUCCUCGGAUAUACUGAUAGAAGAAGAAGGAUGGCCUUUUCUGCUGUCUGUAAGCUAUGGACGUUUGCUAUAAUAGGACUGGUACUUCUCGGGAUUGGAAUCGGUUCAAUAUUUGUCAUCAAUUCAGUGAUCCGCGAUGAAAUAAACAAGCAAGUGGUUUUGACUGCAGAUUCAGAAACCUACAGUGCCUGGGUUAAUCCUCCAGCAGAAGUUUACCUCCAGUUCUGGGUUUUCCAUGUGGAGAAUCCAUAUGAGAUUGUUCACCGUGGGGACAAACCAGCUUUGAAAGAGAAAGGCCCCUACUCAUACAGGGAAGUAAAAACAAAAGAGGAUGUGAAAUUCCAUGAUAAUGGCACAGUGACAUACAGAGAAACAAGGACUAUGUAUUUUGAUCCAGACACGUCUAGAGGAAGUCAAGAUGAAGUGCUGACAGUUGUUAACCUUCCAUAUGUUACGGUAGCCACCCUGCUCAGGUUUGAGUAUGACAUUAUCAAGGAUUUGGUCCAGGACAUCUUAAAAGCUACCAAUGAGACACUGUUCAUAAAGCUGUCUCCAAGGCAGCUGAUUUGGGGCUAUGAAGAUACUCUUCUUAAAGAUAUAAAAAUGGGAUUGAAAAAAUAUUUCAAUUUCACUCUUCCUUUAGAUGAUACCAUUGGUUUGUUUUAUAAGCAAAAUGGAUCUGAUGAUGGAGUUUAUAAUAUCUACACUGGAAAAACGGAUCCUUCUUUAUUUAAUACUAUCAAUUUAUGGAAUUAUUCAAGUAUUUUGGACUACUGGACCACACCUGGAGCUAAUGCAAUAAAUGGAACAGAUGGAACAUUUUUUCACCCUUUUAUUACUAAAGAUGAAACUCUUGAACUAUUUUCAACAGACAUAUGCAGAUCUAUAGGUGCUACAUAUGAGCAAGAAAUGACCGUCCUUGGGAUCAAUACUUACAGAUUUGUAGUGCCUAAACAAAUAUUACAGGACUAUGAACACUACCCACCAAAUGUUGGCUUUUGUACACCAGACAAAACAAGGUGUCUGGGUGCAGGACUAUUGAAUGCUACUGUAUGCAAACAAGGCCAGCCUGCCAUUGUAUCACUACCUCAUUUUUACCAAGGUGACCAGUCUCUUGUCGAUGCAUUCGACGGCUUACAUCCGACCAAAGACGUCCAUCAAACAUUCCUUGAUGUAGAGCCUUACACUGGUGCACUGUUGCGUGCUUCAAAGCGACUUCAGGUUAACAUAUGGCUACAAAAAAUAUCAAGGUUUACGGAAACAGAUCACCUGCCUGAUUUUCUACCAUUCCCAGUAAUGUGGUUGAAUGAGAGUGCCUUAGUUGAAGAAUCUACAGCAGAUGAGCUAAAAAGUCAGCUGUUAACAGUGAUAAAAGUGUCCCAAGGUGGGGAAUAUGCAGUUAUAGCUAUAGGGUCCAUUAUGGUCCUAGUGGUGAUAUGCAUCGCUAUCUUUAGGUGUCAGAGACAGCGGGAUGACCAGCUUCUCCAUAGUGUUAACACAGAUGACAGGUCAGAUUAUGGAGCAGUUGGUUCUCGAGAGAACACAUACAACAAUGGACACAGCACUCAGAUGUGACAUUGGUGAUGCAGAUACUUGUUAAUAUAUGGCUUUAUUGGCACAAAAAAUUGUACAGUUUCAACUGUUAGUAGUUUAUUAGAGAAAAAGAGUGAAAAGAAAAAGAUGUGAAAAAAAAUGAAAUGGAACAAUAUUUUGUUUAUUGCUCAGUUAACAUACAGUAUAUCAUUCAAAAAUCGCAUCAGAACAAGGAUAUCCUUCCAUCUCAUAUUUGAUAUUGAGAUAUUGAUGCUGUGAUAGUCGAAGGUAUUUGACUCAAAAGUAGGCAGUGUGGACUGGUGACAAGUUUUCACUGCUGUAAUUCAAGGAUAGGAUGCUGCUGUGUUGCAAAUCAAUAUUAAAGUUGUAAUCAGUUGAAUAUUUUUACACCAGUCUGUUGUCUAAAUCAGAGACAUUGUAUUUGUUUUCAUACAGUAAAAGUUGCAACUUACAAUUC
Molecule: messenger RNA, 2127 nt
Organism: Lingula anatina
Lineage: Eukaryota; Metazoa; Brachiopoda; Lingulata; Lingulida; Lingulidae
Product: lysosome membrane protein 2-like
Cellular component (GO): membrane; cytoplasm
Molecular function (GO): scavenger receptor activity
Source: RefSeq, a predicted model, not a curated record